This is a messenger RNA of Indicator indicator, 1083 nucleotides long. It is a transcript of the gene PPM1L, whose product is annotated as protein phosphatase, Mg2+/Mn2+ dependent 1L. The coding region runs from base 1 to 1083 and encodes 360 amino acids. NCBI's taxonomy places the organism in Eukaryota, Metazoa, Chordata, Aves, Piciformes, Indicatoridae. The record is from RefSeq and is a predicted model, not a curated record. Gene Ontology annotation, biological process: protein dephosphorylation. The transcript has 4 exons. Gene Ontology annotation, molecular function: cation binding; protein serine/threonine phosphatase activity.
AUGAUAGAGGAUACAAUGACUUUGCUGUCUCUGCUGGGUCGGAUCAUGCGUUACUUCUUGCUUAGACCGGAGACCUUGUUCUUGCUGUGCAUCAGCCUGGCCCUGUGGAGUUAUUUCUUCCACACGGAUGAGGUGAAAACCAUUGUGAAGUCCAGCAGGGAUGCGGUGAAGAUGGUGAAGGGCAAAGUGGCCGAGAUCAUGCAGAAUGACAGGCUCGGGGGGCUAGACGUGCUGGACGCAGAGUUCUCCAAGACGUGGGAGUUCAAGAGCCACAACGUGGCUGUCUACUCCAUCCAAGGCCGGAGGGAUCACAUGGAGGACAGGUUCGAAGUAAUCACCGACCUGGUGAACAAGACUCACCCCUCCAUCUUCGGGAUAUUUGAUGGGCACGGAGGCGAGUCAGCAGCAGAGUACGUGAAGUCCCGCCUGCCUGAAGUCCUGAAGCAGCACCUGCAGGACUAUGAGAAGGACAAGGAGAACAGUGUGCUGUCCUACCAGACCAUCCUGGAGCAGCAGAUCCUCUCCAUCGACAGGGAGAUGCUGGAAAAGCUGACAGUGUCCUACGAUGAGGCAGGCACCACCUGUCUGAUCGCGCUGCUGUCGGACAAGGAGCUGACGGUGGCCAACGUGGGAGACUCCCGAGGGGUGCUGUGUGACAAGGAUGGCAAUGCCAUCCCCCUCUCACAUGACCACAAGCCCUACCAGCUGAAAGAGAGGAAGAGGAUCAAGAGAGCUGGUGGCUUCAUCAGCUUUAACGGCUCGUGGCGCGUCCAGGGCAUCCUGGCCAUGUCCCGCUCCCUAGGAGACUACCCUCUGAAGAACCUGAACGUUGUCAUCCCUGACCCUGACAUUCUUACCUUUGACCUGGACAAACUGCAGCCAGAGUUCAUGAUCCUGGCCUCAGAUGGGCUGUGGGAUGCCUUCAGCAACGAGGAAGCCGUCCGGUUCAUCAAGGAACGCUUGGAUGAGCCCCACUUUGGUGCAAAGAGCAUAGUCCUACAGUCCUUCUACAGAGGGUGUCCUGACAACAUCACAGUGAUGGUGGUGAAGUUCAGGAAUAGCAGCAAAACAGAAGAACAGUGA